Messenger RNA from Scomber scombrus (Atlantic mackerel), 1341 nucleotides. It is a transcript of the gene cd8a, whose product is annotated as CD8a molecule. The transcript has 6 exons. Lineage: Eukaryota; Metazoa; Chordata; Actinopteri; Scombriformes; Scombridae. Bases 88 to 762 code for a protein of 224 amino acids. The record is from RefSeq and is a predicted model, not a curated record.
UAUCUCUGUCAAUGAUCUCCUAUAGCAGGCUCCAACAAACACCACCAAGACGUGUUUGGCAUCAAUUGCCGUGUCGAAGAUUAAAAAAUGGACCAAAAGUGGAUUCAUCUGCUGAUGAUUCUGGUGUUUUAUCAAGGGAUGAGCUCAGGAGUUGGUGAAGACGUGACACCAGAGGAAGGGAAGUCGGUUGAAAUAACGUGUUCUCCUACUUUGGUGGGCACCUUGAUCAUCUGGUUUCGAAUCCUGAACACAUCUGGCAUUGAAUUCAUAGCAUCUUUCGCACCCGGCAGCGACAUUCCGAAGACAAGCAUCUCUGACAGCUUCAGUACCUCAAAGGCUCGCAAUAGAAUACUAACCCUGAAGUCAUUCAACAAACAGAAAGACGGCGGCAUUUACACCUGUGCGUCUCUCAAGGGUAACACAUUGGAUUUUGGCAAAUUAACCCGACUGGUUGUAGAAAAAGAUAAAAUCGUGACUGAAGCACCGGCGGCGACCACCACCACCAAAAAAGAUGAAGCCAAGACCACCACAGCGUGCGUUUGUAAAACUCCUAAGUCAGCAGGGGGAAGCGGUUUUUCCACCUUUUGUAAUCCAAUCAUACUGGGCGCACUGGCUGGCAGCUGCGGCCUUCUUCUGCUGCUCCUCAUCAUCAUCAGCGUGCACUGCAGUCGAAUAAGGACCCGGAGAUGCCCACACCAUUACAAAAGAAAGCCCCGGACGCCAGCUCCUGGAAAACAAAUGAUGGCCAACAGACACGUUUAAUGUAAAUGGUGCAGUUUCACAGUCCAUGCUAUUUUACAGCCAUGUUUUCUUGUUGCAGAAAUCAUUUUUCAUCGUCAACUUAACGACAAAUUCAUGGUAAAUAAUUUGUCGUCACAAUGUGUGCGAUAGAAAACAUGAAAGUGUUUAAAUUGGUUCAAGAGUUCAACACAUUAAAUAUUUUUUUUAAAGUUCUUGUGUCGUGUCAGCAUUCAGUUUUAACUGCAUUGUGGUUAGACGGCCGGCAGCGCAGCGCUGUUUGUGCAUUUUUUGUGCAUGCACAUUUAACUCUUUAUCAAACUGCAAUGAAAUAUGAUAUGAAAUGUCGAGUGAUCGGAUUACCAUGAAUGUUGAAAAUAGAAAUCACUUAAAUCCUGAAAAUAUUUGCAUUGUAUGAAGUUAAUGCAAAAUUGCUCAUAAGUCAUUUUACUUUUGUAUAGAUUUAAUUCCAUUAAUCUUUCAAUAUUAUCCUUUCAAGAGCUGAUUUAUAUCCUGUUUAUUUUUUAAAGCAUACUGCCUAUACUGUGAAGACUAGGGUUGAAAAUGUUACUUUUUUUUUAGCUGAGCUUCUUAGUUUUUGUU